AUGUUAACAACUGAGUAUGAGCUCUUCAGAAUGAAGGACGACAAGUCCAUUCAGGACAUGCACACUCGUUUCACCUCUAUCAUCAAUGAGCUUCACUCACUGGGAGAAAUCAUUCCUAGGAACAAACUUGUCAGAAAAAUACUUAGUGUAUUACCUGGUUCCUGGGAAAGCAAGGUAAACGCCAUCACAGAGGCAAAGGAUUUGCAGAAGCUAACCAUUAAUGAACACAUUGGUAAUCUGAAAACUUAUGAAAUGAAUAAGAAGAAGGACAAUAAGAGAAGAGAUCCUAAAAGAGAGAAGAACCUAGUCCUCAAGACAGACAACUAUGACUCAGGAGGUGAGGAUGGUGAUAUGGCAUAUCUGACAAAGAGAUUUCAGAAAAUGGUUCGCAGAAAUAGAGGCAAAUGGAACAAGGUUCCUGACAAAAAUUUCAAGAGAAAAGAUGCCGCUGACAAUAUUGUGAAACAAGCUCUUGCUGCAUGGGGAGGCUCAUCCAGCGAAUCUGGAGAUGAUGAUGAUCAAGGUGACAGCUCCAUGAUGGCAGUAGAAAGUGAAGCAGCUGAAUAUGAUUCCAUAUUUGCUCUAAUGGCUAAAUUAGAUGAGGAUGAGGAAGUUGACGAUGAAGAUGAGGUAAACUUUUUGGAUGUUCAAAGAAAUUUGAAAUCCUAUUCUCAUAAGAAGCUUACGUCUUUGGCUAAUGUUUUAAUUGAUGCAUAUCACAGUCUCAUCAAUGAUAAAAAUGCGCUAACCACGGAACUAGGAGAAAUAGAACAUGAGAGAGAUGAUCUAGUGGUGGUUGCGGUUGAUCUAAGAGAGACCAUUGAGAGUUUAAAAAGGGAAAAAGAUAUUUUGAGUGAGAGAAUUGCAAACAUAGAGCAUGAGAGAGAUGUCCUAUUGGUAGUAGUUGUAGACCUAAAGGAAUUAAUUGAGGAACUAAGAAGGGAAAGUAGGCUUGUGAACACUCAAAAGGGAAAGGAAGUUGCAAGUGAGGAAGAUCUAGGCGAGGUGAAGAGUGACCUAGAAAAAUCUCUUAAGAUGACCUGGUCUUCUAAUGCAAUCACUGCUACGCAUACGAAUAAUGGAGGGGGGAGGGGGGAACAGGAAACAUGUAAAGCCAGAUUCGAGUCCCAGCAGAAAAACAAAGUUUUUGCUGAAAAAGGAGCAGUGAAAGGAAGCAGCCAAAGAUGGUACAUGGAUAGUGGCUGCUCGAAGCAUAAGACUGGAAGCACUGAUGAUUUUCUUUCACUCAAAGCCCUGCAAGGAGGGAGUGUAUCAUUUGAAAAUGGAAAAAAGGGAUACAUCCUUGGAGUAGGAAGAAUUGGGAAGUCUCUCACUCACUCAAUCGAAAAUGUGUAUUACGUGAAUGGCCUGAAGUACGGCUUGCUGAGUGUCUCUCAGAUCUGCGACAAAGGCAACAAGGUGGAAUUUGUGUCAAAAAUCUGCACAGUCACAAACCUUGUGACUGGUGAUGUGAUCCUGAUGGCAAAAAGAUUCAAGAACAUCUAUGUCGCUGAUUUUGAGUCACUACAUAAUAGAGAUCUCACGUGUCUGAGUGCUAUGGAUGAUGAUGCUGAACUAUGGCAUAGAAGAUUGGGCCAUGCAAGUUUUACAUUGCUGAACAAGUUGGUCAGGAAGGACCUGGUUCGUGGAUUGCCUAAGUCAAGCUUCAACGAUCACAAGGUGUAUGAUGCAUGUGCAAAAGGAAAGCAGAUCAGGUCCUCCUUCAAACCCAAAAAGGAAGUAAGCACCUCAAGGCCACUUGAUCUCCUCCAUAUGGAUCUUUGUGGACCUAUGAGAGUGCCAAGUAGAGGAGGAAAGAAGUAA
This is a messenger RNA of Nicotiana attenuata, 1824 nucleotides long. RefSeq lists its product as uncharacterized. Lineage: Eukaryota; Viridiplantae; Streptophyta; Magnoliopsida; Solanales; Solanaceae. Bases 1 to 1824 code for a protein of 607 amino acids. The transcript is spliced from 5 exons. The record is from RefSeq and is a predicted model, not a curated record.